AAAAGAUUAUAAUUAUUAUCAUAUAUCGUUCCUGUCUAUGUUAUGCGGUAUAACAAUCGAACUUUAUGGUGAUAAUAAUAAUAUAAUAUUAAUCUACUCUAAUCAAUCAUUCUGCCAUAUGGACUUGUCAAACAGACAAAACCAGUUGUUUUUCUAUUGUUUAAGAGAAGUUAAAUGAAGGAUUAUCGUAAAUAUACACACCAUAUAGCUAAGGUUUGCAUAUUUAUCGAAUCGGGAAAACAAACCAUCAGAUGUGAGAAUGGGCAAAUUUUCAAGAUUUUUGUUUGAUGAUCGUUUCCGUUAUCAGACCUAUUUAUUCUUGAAUCGACCUCAACAUUUUUUGGGCAUUUUCUAUCAACUGUUUAUCGCAACCUUGGCGGCACUAUGUUUGAUCUUGUCGAUAUGUUGUCCUGACAUUUUACUUUUCUGGCUUGAUAUCUUAAUGACGAUAACUUUCAGUUUAGAAUUUAUCAUACAGAUUUGGGCCUCGUCAUGUUUGCCCAAAUAUCGAUCGAGUCAAUACAGAGCUAUCCGAAUCAUAUUGGAUCCCAUUUGUUUAUUGGAUUUAUUGAUCAUUGUCACCACUGUGAUUGGUAUUGUCACAAAUCAUGAUGAUAUUACGAUGGUAUCUUCACUUUUGCGAGGAUUUCGUAUCCUACAGUUCUUCGAACAUAAAUAUCGAUUAUGGCGAUUGAUCGUUAGCGUAAUUUGGAAUGGAAGAUUUCAGCUUUUAUUAUGUUUUUAUUUUGCUCUAAUUCUCUUCGUUUUCUUAUCGUUUGCAAUGUUUCUCAUCGAACAAGGUAUCAACGAGCAAUUCGAGACACUUGGUAGAUCAAUGUGGUUCACCAUUAUCACACUUUCCACUGUUGGGUUUGGUGAUACGUAUCCUAUCACAACAGCCGGUAAAAUCGUUACCGCUCUUGCAGUGAUUAUAGGCCUUUCCAUUUUCAGUUUGCCGGGAGGAAUCAUUGGUGCCGGUCUUGCUCUAAAAGUGGAAAAUGAAGAAACGAUUAGAAGUGAACUACAGGAACAUAAUGCUGCUCAUGUUAUUCAAAAUGCCUGGCGUGUUUAUUGGUCUCGAAGACUACUUUGUCAGCCAUCAAUGCCAUUAAUUACAUCGAUCAUAAUGAUGGUAAAUGACCAAACAUUCAAGCGGAAACCUGCCAACUUACGAGUCAUACAGUUUGUUUAUCUGUUGAGAUUUUCCUUAUCUUGUCGUCGAUUUAAGAAAUCAUUGCGAAUGUUAUCCGCAAAAAAUUUUCAUGAAUUAUAUAGUCAAAAUUGCAUGGAACAGAUGGAAAAACUUGCAAUCUUAGAAAUGAUUAUUCGUGACCAGGAAACCAUGUUGCAUGAACUUUUAUCGCUGUUUCAUCAACGAAAACAACAACGUCGUAUUAGUGAAAAAAAAUCUUUGUUUAAAAAAGUGAAAAAUUGUAGUCCUAAAAGUAAGAUCAGACGCUUCAAUGGUCAUGUAAGACGUUUCAAAACUAGUAAUUUGAAUAAAUCAACUCUUAAUAAUUUCGAUGAAAUUAAACUGACUGAUGAAGAUCAAAGUUAUCAAGGAUAGAAUUUCUUCCAAAUUAAUUUAAGAGAAUAAAAUUAUUUAUUAUUAUGUUUUGACUAAA
Molecule: messenger RNA, 1625 nt
Organism: Dermatophagoides farinae (American house dust mite)
Lineage: Eukaryota; Metazoa; Arthropoda; Arachnida; Sarcoptiformes; Pyroglyphidae
Product: potassium voltage-gated channel subfamily KQT member 5
Biological process (GO): potassium ion transmembrane transport
Cellular component (GO): voltage-gated potassium channel complex; membrane
Molecular function (GO): voltage-gated potassium channel activity
Source: RefSeq, a predicted model, not a curated record